AUGCUCCUCCCACUCGACCGAGCGCGCCUCGCUAGCAGAAUGGUGCCCACUUCUAUGCCGCUUGAAGGCGACCAAGACUUCAAAAGCGCCACGCCCGACCCCACCACGGUUGUGAAAGUCCUCAUCCUAGUGUCGGUCUUUGGAUGGGUCUUCUUCGGCAUCAUGAGCAUCCUGUGCAUCAACGGGCGGGGACGUGCAGGCCGUGGUGGCGUGGUGGGUGACAGUUAUGGUGCUGUGGCCGAUCAUCUUGCCGGCUUUGGUGGUGAGAAUGGGGGUCAAGGGAAUGGUGAGGCAUUGCCGAAGAGGGGAAGAUGA
This is a messenger RNA of Ilyonectria robusta, 315 nucleotides long. RefSeq lists its product as uncharacterized. The coding region runs from base 1 to 315 and encodes 104 amino acids. The transcript has 2 exons. NCBI's taxonomy places the organism in Eukaryota, Fungi, Ascomycota, Sordariomycetes, Hypocreales, Nectriaceae. The record is from RefSeq and is a predicted model, not a curated record.